This is a messenger RNA of Strongylocentrotus purpuratus (purple sea urchin), 1018 nucleotides long. RefSeq names its product enkurin-like. Gene Ontology annotation, molecular function: calmodulin binding. The record is from RefSeq and is a predicted model, not a curated record. Gene Ontology annotation, cellular component: acrosomal vesicle. Lineage: Eukaryota; Metazoa; Echinodermata; Echinoidea; Camarodonta; Strongylocentrotidae. Bases 166 to 942 code for a protein of 258 amino acids. The transcript has 3 exons.
AUGUACACACGUACCGCGGCGCCGUACUGCAUAUCGCGUUUGCAUUGUGUGUGGACUAUUUCAGUGAAUAUAUUGAAGCGAAGUGACUGAAUACGGCAAGUGCAGUAUCGAAAGCAACGUAAACACAUAGGAUUUUUGCAUUUUUACCCUAAUUUCUGCAUCAAUAUGGCCACGAUGUAUGGACAGCAAGAAAGUAUCUACAAUCUCAUACCUCAAGAGGAGGUCAAACAAGAAAAACAAGCCAGGUACACAUCUAAAUUUCGAGGAAAUGUGAAGGUAGAAGAGAAGACGAAGAAGACGUCCAGCAAGACGAUGGGACCGGCGAAAGUAGAACUCAAGAAACCCGAAGAAUUCCACAAGAAACACUCCAAGGAGCCACAGCUUCCUCCCAAGACUAAAUUCAGCUACCCCGACGAAGAAACAAAGAGACCAGCUGUCCCAAAGAGAGAUGAGAAACCACUCAUGGGUCUCAAAUCAAACAAGAACUUUGUCAACACUAACGCAGUGGAGAACAUCAUGUCUGUACCCAAGAAACCAGCUGCUAACUUUGUGGAUACAGUGAACGGUGCCACACACCCCCUCACGCCGUCUGGUCUCAUGCCCAAAUAUGUCAAGAAAAAGGGUUAUGGUGAGGUCCCUACCUACCUUCAGCAGCGUAAUGAGGAAGUCCAGAGAGCUCAGGAGGAGUACGAUGAAUACAUCAAGGAGCAUUACAGAAGAGGAGCUAUGAAGUGCCUUACUGAAGAAGAACGUAAAGCAAUCAUGGACGGACUCAAGAAGAACUGGGAGGAGAUUCAUCAUCAAUACCAAGGUCUCUCCGUCGUCACGGAUACCGCUCCCAAGAAGGCCCGUAAGGAGAGGAUGGAGGCCGAGAUGAAGCAGCUGGAGAGAGAUAUUGAGCUCCUGGAGAAGCACAAAGUGAUCUACAUCUCAAACCAUUGAAGCAAUGAUGCUAACUACUGAACUCAUCCGGAUUAUAAUGUCUGAGAAACAUGAGCAGAUCCACUUAAUGGAUGGA